Molecule: messenger RNA, 1899 nt
Organism: Penicillium lagena
Lineage: Eukaryota; Fungi; Ascomycota; Eurotiomycetes; Eurotiales; Aspergillaceae
Product: MFS transporter
Exons: 3
Coding region: 1-1899 (632 amino acids)
Biological process (GO): transmembrane transport
Cellular component (GO): membrane
Molecular function (GO): transmembrane transporter activity
Source: RefSeq, a predicted model, not a curated record
AUGACCGGCACCAAUGGCCAAACCAACUCAUCCAUCGAUAAGCGGGACUUUGACGCAAACCGGCCACCACUCCGCAAUAUAGACCCAGAGCCAGAGGAUGAGGAUGGACCUACAAGAUCAGAAACAAGAUCUGAACGCCUAUGGUCAUCGCGACCAACAUCGCGCCGGUCGCGAGUUUCUUUCAGCGACGGUGGCCACCCGGGUAGUGAUGAUGGUCUUUUCAGCGACGUGGUCGAGGGGAUUGUGGAGCGUGAUCGUCGGAAAAUACAAAAGGAGAUGGUGCGAGUGUGUAGCUUUGCGUGGGGCGUUGUGAGUUGUCUCGGUGCUGGCAGUAUCACGGCCUUCUCUCUGUAUGGCCAUCUGAUGCUUACGCGUCUCCGUUACUCCCAGCUACAAGUCAAUGCUGUCUCGAUUGCGGCGGAGAUCUCGAUGUACCUGCUAGUCCCUCUGUUUGGCUACCUCUGUGAUCGGUACAGCCCGUCGCCAUUAUCACUCUUCUCCGGCUUCGUGUUUGGUCUUGGGUAUCUUCUGGCUGCAUUUACCUAUAAGAGCGGACCACCUACCGACGUUGGCGGGUCGGGCUGGCCAUUCUGGGUGAUGAUCGUGGCUUUUGUUCUAAUCGGGAUGGGCACGAGCUGCAUGUAUCUAGCGGCCGUCGCGACAUGUGCCAAGAACUUUGGCAGAGGCAAACAUAAAGGGAUCAUGCUGGCUGUUCCAAUUGCUGCUUUUGGCCUUAGUGGUAUGUGGCAAAGCCAGGUGGGCACUUAUCUGCUGUACGAGCGACAAGCCGAUGGGACCAGGGGCGAUGUCGAUGUAUUUCGGUACUUUCUGUUUUUGGCCAUCUUGCUCUUUGCUAUCGGCAUCAUUGGUACCUUUGGGCUGCGUAUCGUGGAUGAAGAAGAGGUGAAGUAUAUUGAUGAGACUGUUGAUGAGUUGGAGCGCAGUGGCCUGCUGGAAGACAGCGAAUUCUUCCGGCCCCGGAGCGAGGUGAGGGCUGCCGUUGAAUAUGGCACGUUCUCUUCCACAGCCGACGAGGAACAGGCGGCGACCUUGUCAGACGAGGAGCGGGACGAACGCAGACGCGAAAAGGAGAGAGAAGAAGAGGAGCGACGGAAGAAGAACUGGUUGCUAAACUACGAGACGCGGGUUUUCCUCCAGGACCAGACGAUGUGGUGGCUGGCCGCCGGCUUCUUCUUGGUCACCGGCCCUGGCGAGUCCUAUAUCAACAAUCUGGGUACCAUCAUUCCAACUCUGACACCUUUAUCCUAUGCUCCCAACGCCUCACCCCCAGCUGGCCUGCCAUCUACGCACGUCACCAUCGUUGCAUUAACCUCGACUCUCGCUCGACUGGCCACAGGCUCCCUCUCAGACUUCUUCGCUCCUCCAGCAACGCAUCUAUUCCCUGGAGGAGCGCGCCACCGACCCAGCUCAUUCCUGUCCGACACCCCAUCACGCCUGUCUUUCUCCCGCAUGAUCUUCCUUCUCCCUUCGGCCCUCCUCCUCUCAAUCGGCUACCUAAUCCUCGCCUCCCCACUUCCCCUCAAAGAACCCUCCAUCUUCCACCUAACCACCGCCCUCGUGGGACUCGGCUACGGCGCCGCCUUCUCCCUCACGCCCAUUAUCAUCUCCGUCGUCUGGGGCGUCGAGAACUUCGCUACGAACUGGGGUAUUGUAGCUAUGAUGCCUGCUCUGGGUGCUGCGCUCUGGGGCGUCAUCUACUCCCGGGCUUACCAGAAUGCGCUGGAUGACGGAUCAGGCUCUGGUUUGCCUGAUGGCCAGUGCCAUGGCUGGGGUUGUUAUGGGUACUGGGCUGUUGGCUGCACGGUUAGUGUUUGGGCCGCAUUGGUGGUCUGGACUGCUGCUUGGCGGAAGUGGAAGAGGAAUGGCGUUGUUGUCUAG